AGUUCGUUAACGGAAAUGAAGAACAACGGUGUUCCAUAAAUUACAGUCCUGUCUCGGUCUGUUCGAUCCAUAAACGGAGAUCUGGUUUUUUCGCAGCAAAACUCAAUAUGUGACGAUGUCGUAGACAUAUUUGUUUCGUAGUACAUUUCCUCGCACAGUAGGCGCUUACUUUUUUAUUCGCCACCCCGUAGACGGCGAGUUCUCACUCAACAUUCCCGGCAAUCUCUGAUCGACGAGUUUUUAUGAAGGUCGUACGAACUACGUGAGCCUACCCACUUACCCAACUGCAUCGCUAAUGAUAUUCAGAACAUGGAAGCGAAACACCGAAAUUUCCUGCAAAGUAAAGAUAGAAAAAAGGGAGAAGAUAUAAGCUCAAGGUUGCUAUAACUGCGAUCGUAUCUCAAUUGUGGGUGGUCCAUAAGUUUUUUUGGAGCCAUAGCAAGUUUUGAAUGAAUUCAUAGUAGAAGAAUUUCUCAAUAUGCAGAUACAUAGAUGCAAUUUAUAUAAAGAAGAUUUUUCGUAAAACAUAACGAGUUUGAUAACAAUUAUACAAGAUGUUGAUCAAUUUAUCGAAAAAUUUGAUCGUAUUUCUUUCAUAGAAACUGUUUCAGUUUCUUGCAUAUAGUACUAGCUUGCAGCCAGUGUGAGACUUUAUUUCGAAUUGGUAGUCAGUAUUCCGAAUUCUCAUUUGCAACUUGGAAGAUGAAGAUGGCGGCGGACUACGAAAGAAUCAAACGUAUUAUAUUAUAUUUAUACGACGGUUUUAGUCUUCACUCAAUAGAAAGGCUGACAACAUCAGGACUUUUCUGGAUGAUCACCAUAAUCAGCAUUAAUGAUAUUAUAUUCCAAAGAUCAUUGAUCAAGGAACCUGUAAGAAAAAUGACAUCGCAGAAUAGUAUCAAUAUUUAUCGGUACACUAUUGCAUAG
Molecule: messenger RNA, 927 nt
Organism: Heterotrigona itama
Lineage: Eukaryota; Metazoa; Arthropoda; Insecta; Hymenoptera; Apidae
Source: the annotation of a GenBank genome assembly